AUGCUCUCGCUACAACAGUUUCAAUUGCUCGAAUGUGUGGGUAAGGGGAAUUUUGGUGAUGUGUAUUUGGCCCAUUACCUAGGGAGCAAUCAAGAACCAACUGAUCCAAAAAUCCCUAAAAAUGUACCGCUAGCCAUCAAAUGUAUCAAUUUGGAACACUCCAACGAGCCUAUUGACCUAUUGUUGAAAGAAAUUUAUUUCCUUUCGACAUUGCAUUGUCCUUACAUCACUCAUUAUUAUGGAACAUUUACUGGGGAUUGUAAUCUUUAUAUUGUCAUGGAAUAUUGCAGUAACGGAUCCUUAUUGAAUUUAUUAAGAUAUUAUUCCAGAUUGACAGAACAGACUACGUGCUUUAUCAUCCUGCAAGUAUGCCACGCAUUGGAAUAUUUACAUGAGAAGAGACUCAUUCAUAGGGAUUUAAAGGCUGCCAAUAUUUUACUAAAUGACGACGGGGAAGUAAGAUUGGCAGAUCUUGGUGUCACUGGUCAAUUAAAGUUCAACUCUACUAGACACGGAGGUAAGAAUUUAAACACCUUCGUAGGCACUCCGUUUUGGAUGGCUCCCGAAAUAAUAAAAAACCAAAGCUAUGACGGUAAAUGUGACAUCUGGUCUCUAGGUAUUACGACGCUAGAAUUGCUAAAUGGUAAACCGCCCAUGUCACAUUUAGAUUCAAUGAAAGCUUUGAUGAGAAUCCCAAAAUUGAAUGCAGAUAGUAUUUUACGCAACAUGGACAUUUCACCUUUGGGAAAAGAUUUUAUUCGUUCAUGUUUACAACAAGAUCCUAAUCAAAGACCAACUUGUAAACAGCUUUUGCAACACAAAUGGUUAAAGAAAUGUUCAAUUACAAAUAUAAUGGAAGAGAUAACAGUAAUGAAGACAAACCAAAUUCUCUCUAAAGAAAAGCCGCGGUCCUGUAAACCAAGGUUCCCAUUAUCAGAUAAGGUCUAUAAAACAAACUUACCAAAUCAAUUGGAAAGCUGGAGGUUUGAAGACGAAUCUGUCUUGAGAUUCGAUGGAUUAGGAGAUAUUCCAAACUUAUAUAACAACAGCAAUAACAAAAAUGAAAUGGCAAACAGCCCAUUAUUGACGAAGCAACAGCUGAGAACUCCAAAUAUUUCAACACCGACGUCAGCUUUAUCUCCCACCUCGAUGGCUAUCUCUCCAAAAACCAAUCUUUCUACUCCAGCGACAGAAAGUUAUGAGGAUGUGAGCUCAUCCCCAAGUGAACAAAAGAUGAAACUAGGCCAUGAAAAUCAAAAUAUUGAUUAUUGGAAAGAUGUCUUUCUUUACUCGUUGAAGAAAGUUAGACAAAGAGCCAUCAAUGAGCCUACGAAAGAAACUGUCAAGUCACUUACCAGGUACAUGGGAGAUUUGGAGAAAGAUUUUCCCGGAUUAUCAGAAGCAUUGGUUCAAGAAAUAUCCACUAGGGUCGCAAAAUUGAAAAACCUCUAA
Molecule: messenger RNA, 1452 nt
Organism: Kluyveromyces lactis
Lineage: Eukaryota; Fungi; Ascomycota; Saccharomycetes; Saccharomycetales; Saccharomycetaceae
Gene: SPS1
Product: putative serine/threonine protein kinase SPS1
Exons: 1
Coding region: 1-1452 (483 amino acids)
Biological process (GO): protein phosphorylation
Molecular function (GO): protein kinase activity; ATP binding
Source: RefSeq, a predicted model, not a curated record